Pieris napi is the source of this 8149-nucleotide messenger RNA. RefSeq names its product mediator of RNA polymerase II transcription subunit 12-like (gene kto). The transcript has 48 exons. Gene Ontology annotation, molecular function: transcription coactivator activity. The record is from RefSeq and is a predicted model, not a curated record. Gene Ontology annotation, biological process: regulation of transcription by RNA polymerase II. Bases 268 to 7488 code for a protein of 2406 amino acids. Lineage: Eukaryota; Metazoa; Arthropoda; Insecta; Lepidoptera; Pieridae. Gene Ontology annotation, cellular component: mediator complex.
UUAAUUUCUCUUGUAUGUCUGUGGUUACAUGGUUGAGUUGUUGGUAAAGGAAAUCAAAGAAGUUUGUUUUCUUUUGGACUUGGAAUUCGUUUUUAAAUCAUAUUUAAUCUUUUUACCCCGCAAAUUCCACAAUUUUUGAAAUAUCUCCAUAAUGGAGAAGUUCAGGCAAUAGUAGAGAUAUACGUAUCUAGGACAACCAGCAUGAACUGUUAAGGGUGUAUUGUGUUAUUGUAUCGUCUAGUAGAUAGUGUCCUUUCAUCAGCCAAGAUGGGGAUUAUGUACGAAAAACGACCUCUCAAAAGACCUAGAUUAGGCCCCCCCGAUGUGUACCCACAAGAACCCAGGCAAAAGGAAGAUGAACUUACCUCAGCAAAUGUAAAACAUGGCUUUACAACUGCUCCACAAUCUAGUGAUGAGUUUGGAACAGCCAGAAAUUUUAAUCAUUCUGCUUUCGCUACCAAGAUUGGACAGUUCUUUUCUGGUAUACUUUCCAAGAAGGAAGAACUCAAUACAUUACCUGAUUGUGGAAAGAAGAGACAGCAAGUAAACCCUAAGGAUAAUUUUUGGCCUGCCACAGCAAGAACUAAACCACAAAUUGAGGCCUGGUUUAAAGAUUUAGCUGGUAGCAAGCCAUUGUCAGUAUUAGCAAAAAAGGCCCCAAAUUUUAACAAAAAAGAGGAAAUAUUUAUAACACUCACUGAGUACCAAGUGGCAAUGCCCAGAGCGGCAUGGUUUAUUAAAUUGAGCUCUGCUUACACAGUUGCUGUUUCUGAAGCUAAAAUUAAAAAGAGGCAGCACCCUGAUCCUACAACAGAAUGGACAACAACAUUAAUCAAAUUUCUAAAGGAUCAAAUACCAAAGUUAGCUGAAUAUUAUCAAAGUGGCUUAGGAAAUAUAUCUGACAAAACUCCACCAUCUCAAUCAGGUCAGGGUACUCCGAGUCACAAUAUAUCAGGACAUCUUCCAGGCAGCUCAACACCCAAUUCCACUGCAUCAAAUUCAAUGCACUCUCCUGGGAGUUCAAGCUUAUUAGGGUCAUCAACGCCCGGGCCAGAGAGCACAGACUGGCGUCAAGCUUUAAAACAAUGGAACUAUUGUUGCCGUCUAGCAAAGUAUCUUUUAGAUGAGGGCUUAUUAGACAGACAUGAUUUUCUCAGUUGGAUUAUUGAAUUACUUGACAAAAGAACUCUUGAUGAUGGUCUACUGAGGUUGUUUCUCCCUUUGGCAUUGCAAUACAUGUGCGAGUUCGUAUGUUGCGAGAGUCUAUCACGCCGCCUUGCUACCACUUGUGCUAAGAAAUGUGCGGCCAUAUGUUCAGUUCUCUCUGAAACAACACUUCGUACACUUAAUCAGCCAGUUGUUUUUAAAAAUGAUAGAAAUACAGAUAUAAAUUGUGACCCACUCUCACCAGUCGAAACAAAUGUUGAUGUCAAACCGAAUAUAAAUCAAAUCAAACGAUCUGCGACUCCCGCAGACCAGAAUCACGGCACGCCAAAUCCAAACCAUUCCCUUGGGACUCCAAACCCUAACCACUCUUUGGGAACACCCAAUCCCUUGGGAACGCCUAAUCCGUCCCAGCCGAUGGAGCAAGUGAAAGAAGAGAAUGAGUCUCCGACACGGGACACUAAGACAACGUUGAAUACAGUUAUAAAUGCGUCUCUUAAUCCAGUGCAAGUCGGUUUUGGGGAAAUAUUGAAUUGUUCCUUUCAUAGAGAUGUUAUAAUUCAGUUGGGCACUAUAUUACAGAUUAUAUGUAUUGAAUGCCCCACUGCCAUGAUUUGGUCUGGAUGUGGGUCGGCCCUUCAAGGCUCGCCUUUAGACAUACUUCCUUUGCCACCAUCGGCGUUGCCCAUGCCUCAUAUGGAUUCAGAAAUUACUGAAGAGCACAAACGACUGGUGUAUGAAGCAGAACAAGAAAUUUCCGCUAGAAGUAAGAAAGCGGAGAGCAAAUGGUGUACAGAUAAAUGGCAAACUAGUUCGCAAGCACGUGUACUAGCGGUGCUUGAAGCCCUAGACCGACAUUGCUUUGAUCGUGUCGAUCCAAACAAUAAUUUAGAUACACUAUAUAAAGAAGUUUUCGCCAAUUGUACUUCGCCAAACAAAGAUGGGAUUCAAGAUCCUAAAGACCCCGAGUACGUAUGUUCGUACGCAGUUGUACGUGUACUAUGCGAAUGGGCCGUUUGCGGUGCACGUUGGGGCGAACAUCGCGCUAUGGCCACCGCAGCUCUACUUGAUAGGAGGCAGCAUCAUCAUCACCAUCAUGAGCAUCAAGGGUCUGAUGACAAGGAAUCGAUCAGCUCCGCAACGGGACUCUACAAUGGUCCACCAAUUUUCCAGAAUUUAUUGCUUCGCUUCCUAGAUAAUGAUGCACCGGUCUUAGAUGAAAGUCCGAACGCGCCUCCGGGAAAUCGGCAGCAAUUUGCCAAUUUGGUUCAUUUGUUUGGUGAGCUGAUUCGGAGAGAUGUGUUCUCACACGAUGCCUAUAUGUGUACAUUAAUCUCACGAGGUGACCUAAUAUCACCGACGGAGCCCAUAGUAACUUCUGGUUCUGGGAAUCACACUGUAGCCCAACCAGUUAACAGCGCGGGCACAAAUCAUAAUAUGGACGACGACAUUUUCGCUGGUAUCGAUUUGAAACCUAAAAUGGAGGAGAAUGUACGCAUGGAUCUAGACGACUCCAAAAUCGACGACGAUUUGGACAAAUUACUGCAGCAUAUCAAAGAAGAUCAGCAGAACUCGAUGGACGCACCAGACAGCCCGAAGGAUCCUGGGGAACCCUCCCACAGUGUUAACUCACCAAUGAUGGGCCCCGGCGGAAUGAGUAUUCCUGGUAUGCAGACUAUUGGAAUGGGUCCCAUGUCCGUCCCAGCAGGUAUCCGUCCUACGAGUUCUAAUGGGUCCAACACAAGUGGUACUAUGUCCCGACACUACCACUAUACGAUGCACUUCCCGCUACCACCCACUGAGCCAGAGCAUACACCACACGAUGCAAAUCAGAGACAUAUACUGCUGUAUGGCGUUGGAAGGCAAAGGGAUGACGCUAAGCAUGCGGUUAAGAAGAUGACCAAAGAAAUAUGUAAAUUAUUCUCGAAGAAGUUUUCGAUUGACGUCGCGGAAGGUGGGAAAAUUAAGAAGCAUUCCCGUAGUGAGUUCAAUUUUGAGGCGGUCACGCAAAAGUUUCAAUCAAUGUCGAUGUAUGAGCAAGGCGCGGUAUCGUGGGCAGUGGGUGGGGCGGUGUGUGAAGCAUUGGCCGCGUACGCUGCGGGCGCAACUACGUACUUGCCGCAGCCCGAACACGUAGCGUUCGCACUUGAUUUAAUGGAGAUCGCCCUUAACGUGCACGGGCUUAUUGAGACGUGCAUUCAGAUAUUAAAAGAACUAUCGGAGGUGGAGGCGGCGUUGACGACUCGCAACGCACCAAGCAGUGGUUUGGCAGCACCGCGUGCGUAUACGUCGGCACUUGCUCUUUAUACGGUUGGCGCUUUGAGGAGAUACCACUCUUGUUUAUUGUUAUGUGUGGAGCAAACAUCAGCAGUAUUCGAACAACUAUGCCGGCUGGUGAAAUGUGUUGUGAACCCUGGAGAUUGCGGAUCAGCCGAAAGAUGCGUCCUCGCCCAAUUGCACGACCUGUAUAAGGCGGCGGCGCAUCUCUUCCACGCCCCACAUGCAGACACCUUUGCUAAUGCCUAUCCUAAGAUCAAGCAAGCUCUUUACUCACCUCUUACGCCGACACCUUCGAACUUCCAAUACAACCCACAAUUUCUGAGUGAAUUUUUCACUAAUCCCAGAAAAGGUAAAAUCGAAAUAUCAUGGGCACGCCAAGUGGCGGAAUCGCCGGCAAAUCGCUACAGUUUUGUGUGCUCUGCGAUGUUAGCCGUUUGCAGAGAAGUUGAUAAUGAUCGUGUGAACGAGAUAGGCGUUCUAUGUGCGGAGAUGACGGCAUGGUGUAGUGGUUUGGCCGCGGAAUGGCUCGGAGCCCUAGUGGCGCUUUGUGGAGCGCAACAUUACCCUCCUAAUGCUGCUCACGCUCCGCCGCUAUACCCAGAUCUGCUUAAUCAUAGAGACUUACAUGAUGCAGCUGCUCAUGAUGCUCUAGCUGUCUUCACUUCUAUACUUGUCGCUCGACAUUGUUUCUCCCUUGAGGACUUUGUGCGACACGCGGCGUUGCCUUGCCUCGUAAAGACUUGUAAGGCUAGCAAUCAUCCAUCAGCGCCAUCGCCGGAUGCCGGCGCACGUCUCACCUGCCAUUUACUUCUGAGGCUGUUUAAGACUGUCGAUACUCCGCAACCAGGACUGUACAGCGUCUCUACAUCUCCCGGUCCGGGCGGCAGCGGCGCUGGAGUUCGAUUAUCGUGCGAUCGGCAUUUACUUGCCGCUGCUCAUAAGAAUAUUGGGGUCGCACCCGUUUUGGCCACCCUUAAGGCUGUACUCAUGGUCGGAGAUUUAACAGCACGUGAGUCUGGUAAGCCGAGUGGAAAGAAGUCAAGUGAACUCUCCCAUAUACUUGGAACAAGUGAUACGGUCCCUAGUGACGCACAACUUGAUCUAUUGUCGAUGGUAGAAACAGAGAUGAAUGGGGGCCAUAAAACGCCUAGAGGAAAUGGUGGUGUUGGUUCAACAUUACUAGAUUCGUCACAGUCUUUGUCCUCUCUUGCGAGGAGGGUUCUAGUUGAAAUCUGCUCUGAAGAAUGGGUUCUACAGAAAUGUUUGCAAAACCCAGACGAAUUGUAUCAACCUGAUAUGUUGCUUGACCCUGUCGUUACACCACGACAAGCUCAAAGAUUGCUACACAUGAUAUGUUAUCCGGACUCGGCGAGUCAUACGCAUCCCGAUCUUGACCAGAAAACGAUGAUAACACGUCUGCUUGAGAACCUGGAACAGUGGUCUCUACGCAUGUCGUGGCUAGACCUGCAGCUAAUGUUCAAGCAGUUCCAAAGUGGGUCAUCGGAAUUGAGCGCGUGGCUUGAUACCGUCGCACGCGCAGUUAUCAACGUCUUUCAACAGCCAGCACCACCACCGCCGGAUAAAGAUAGGAUGGGUACUGAGCGCGGUGUGGUGAGUACCAGUAAGUGGUCUCAGUCUGUGUGGCUGGUGGCGCCCCUCGUCGCGAAGUUGCCGCCUGCUGUACAAGGCCGAGUGUUGAAGCAAGCUGGACAGAUCCUAGAGAGUGGUUGGGGUGCAGGAUGUAGCGGUAACUGCUCAGGUGGUGGUAGCGGAAGUGGUUCACAUCGGGACUGCAAGAGCCAUCAGAGUCCCAGUUACAAAGGAUCAGCAGGCGGCGGUGGUGGUGGCAAACGGGGUGUUGGGAGCGCGUCAUGCGGUGGAUCUUGCGCGUGCGCAGCGUCAGCAUUGAGACUAGCAAACGAGCCAUUAUUGUCCCUUGUUCUCACCUGUUUACGACACCAGGAUGAUCAGAAGGAAAGUCUGCUUAGCUCCAUCCACGCCCAACUGCAGCACUAUUUAAACCACGCCCGUGAUCACGAACGAUCAGCUUGCGGCGACACCUGGCAGGAGGAAGCAGCGCCCGAGGCUUUGUUACUGCGAUUUUCUCUCGCUGGAGGAAUGUUUGACGCCAUCCGCCGUUCCUACCAGCUGACCUCGGAUUGGGCAGUUCUGCUGACACAGCUGGUUGCCCAUCAAGUUAUCGACGCAUAUAACAAUAGUCUGUGUCGCAGCAACUUGUUCACGACAUUGAUCGACAUGCUAGCGACUCUGAUACACUCGACGCUGGCGGAAGGCGGUGACGAUAACAAUAGGAAGCACUACCAGAAUCUGAUGAAGAAGCUCAAGAAAGAAAUUGGCGAUCGACAUGGUCCCAGCGUACAAGCUGUGAAACAGUUGCUACCGCUUUCCAAAAAUACUGUUGAGGUUAUUGCGUGCGAGAAAAUUACGAGUUUCGACAGUGACAAAAAGCAGGGUCUCCGACUAACAGACAAGUUAGCAGUAUCAAGUUGGGAGUUAGUAGAGGGUGGGAGAAACCCAGCUCCGCUCUCGUGGACUCUCUUCGCCGCCACCAAGAUUGAAAGGAAACCGCUCACUUAUGAAAACUCACAUCGAUUAUUGAAGUACCACACGCACAGCUUAGUCAAACCGCUCAGCUACUAUUUGGAACCAUUGCCGCUACCUCCCGAAGAUUUAGACAACAAUGAUAGCAAACAGGACAAUGGAAGUCUGGAUUCGAGUCCGACAGGGUCAGGUAAGGGCCGCAAAAUGUCCUGCAAAAUGAACAAGAUGAAGAAAUCGAAACCAACAACUCCGACGAAUGGCGUGGGUGGGGCAAUGGGUGGUGGAAUGGCGACGCAACAACAGCCGCAGUUUAUGCCACAACAACAGCAGUGGUUCCCACACGGACAAAACUACUAUAAUCCAUCUGCGGGCGUCAACCCACGCGGCGUUGUUCCGCCCACAAACGCCCAAGGUGCCUCGAAGCAGGCGCUUAGUAACAUGCUGCGGAAUCGAUUCCCCUUCUCACAGAUGACACAGAUGCAGCAGAGUAGUGGAUACCCGGGAGCUCCACAGCCUCGCGGUCCCUUCCCACGUCAGGCCAUGAGGCAGAUGCAGCCAAACCAAAUGGGACAGAUGCAACCCACCCAAAUGAACCCGAUGAGCGGAAUGGGCGGUAUGGGUCCCAUGGGACAAAUGGGUGGAGUUCAAAUGGGACCGGGACAGAUGAGUGCCGGCCAGAUGGGCGCUGGACAAAUGGGCAGCGGUCAAAUGGGCGGCGCGCAGAUGGGCAGUGGACAAAUGGCCGGUGGGCAAAUGUCCAGUAGUCAGAUGGGAGGAAUGGGUGGACAAAUGUUCGGAGGCCAGUAUGCUGGUAUGCAACAAAGUUAUGGUGGUUAUGGACAGCAGAUGAUGCAGGGUGGUCAGCAACAGAUGAUGAACCAGGGUAUGAGUCAGAGCGUAAACCAAAUGGCACAGCAAGUUAACCCGAUGAGUCAGGGAGUUAACUCCAUCGGACAAAAUGUGGGACAGAUGAACCAAGGCGUGGGGCAGUCGGCUCAAAUGCCACAGAGUAUGGGGCAAAUGAGUCAGGGAAUGGGACAAAUGAGUCAAUCGAUGGGGCAGAUGAGUCAAAUGGCACAAGGGGGUGGUAUGGGUAUGAAUAGUCAGGGUGGGUCAAUGGGACCCCAAGGAGGCAAUGGUAUGGGAGGUUUUCCGGGGCAACAAUCAUUCCAACAGAACAUGAUGAGCGGUCGCGCAAGUCAAGAAGCAUAUUUAGCCCAGCAAAGACAAAACGCCCGCCCGCAGUAUAUUCAGCAAGCACCUAACGUGACAAUGGGUGGUAUGGGCGGUCCAGCUCCGCCCUACCGUGGCAUGCAGCCGCAACAAACCGCCCAAUAUCAGCAACAGAUGACGCAACAGCAACGCAUGCGACAACAAAUGCUUGCUAUGCAGCAGCAGCAGCAGCAACAACAACAGCAACAGCAACAAGGGCCUCUGGUGCAGCACUUGCAGCGGCAACAGUACCAACAGCCUUAUCAGUGAUCGCCUUAAGUCAUGCUAAAAUCUGUUAAUCCCCUAAAUUUACAUGCAUGGGGCAGAUCGUGUUCAGCUAGCCUGUGCCUUCCAAAACGAAACAAUAAUGUCCCCAAAAAUAACAUAAAAGAGUAAUUUUACAAUUUGUAUCACAUUUUUUAUCAAAUUAACUAAAUAUUGUCAGUGUAUCACUGAAAAUAUAUGUUCAUUUUUAUUAUUAACAAUUAAAUGAACGCAAAACAGUUUACUGUUUGAGAGAGAAUUUAAUUUUAACACCAAUUUUCUUUUAUACAAAUGUCUCCAUGUAUGUAUAAAUGGUAAAAGAAAACAUCGUUUAUAAUUUUUUAUUAAAUACGUUCUAAAAAAUACACAUACAUCUUAUGUAGCCUUGUAAAUUAGGUAUAUUAAACUGUUUUAAUAAAUUAUUUAUACUAGUUAUUAGACAUUUAAGUUACAUUGUGUAUAACUUCUAAUUUCAAAAACAUAGUAUAUUUUAUUACAAAUCAUGUAAUCAUCUGUCAUGGUGGCCUUAUCUUAAGUUUAGGUUUCCAAGAAAAGCGGUGCCAUUAACUAACGGCCGUCAUUUUACGGUUGUUAAUAACGGCCGUGUUUACUUUUUAACAUAAUACAAAAAAAAACAUCACUUUCGCUCGUCCAAGUCACGUUUAAC